Ectocarpus sp. CCAP 1310/34 is the source of this 1803-nucleotide messenger RNA. The record is from the annotation of a GenBank genome assembly. NCBI's taxonomy places the organism in Eukaryota, Phaeophyceae, Ectocarpales, Ectocarpaceae.
UGCCGCCGCGGCUCUGGGGUCACCUUAGUGUUAGUCUUGCUCGCUGCCGAACAACGAGACAUACACCGCGUAAUCAUGAGGAAGCGAGGGGUAGACCUGCCUAUGGCAAGCGGAGGAAGAUCUCCGACCCCGCCACGGCGUCAGUUGAACAUGCCGGAUGCCACUCCAGCAAAUGUUUUCUCCUUCACAUGGGUGUUGUGCGGCUUUGCUUUGAUCUGCAUCGGGUACGGCCAUUGCUCUCGGCACUCGGAGCAAUCACGACUGUACUGCGCAGAGGAUGUGUGCCGGUUCUCCAGAGACUCGAUGGAAAACCGAAGUCGUAAGGAGUUCCAAUUUCUGCGAGAGAGCCUAGUGAAGGCGGAGGUUGCCCACCUGGACAAGAAUGGGGAGCUAGUGAGGGGGAAACGGGCGAGUCGGCGGCAAAAGAGGGGGAUGGCCCAGACGUACACCGUCACCUGGAAGGACGCGGAGACGCAGGACGAGACCACACUCCCCAUCGCUAGCUACGGCCUCGGUCGAAAGGUGCCGCGGGCAAAGGUUGCCCGAAUCAUGCAGUACGUGCAGCGGCAGAUCGACGACCUCGACGUGAAGGAGGGGCGCUGGUUCACUGGCAUAGGCAUCGUGUGUUUCGUUUUCGGGGGUGUUCUGAUCCUGCUUAGGGUGGUUGUGGGGUCCAUCUUUCCCCAACCCCCGUCAAGGCGAGACUUAUCUCGGAGACAGCUGUUCAAAUAGGAGGCGGCAAGGUCUUCGGGAUGUUCGAGGCAUGGUGAUCUGUUUCUUCUAUACGCGGCGCAGGCAAGAUGUUACGGUAUUUGCUUGCUGCCGGUGGUGGCUAUCUGUCGUGUGGAUUCGUCGUUGAGGAGGCAUCCUUUUAGUUGAGAGGCACCACCGAUAACUUUUUUGAAACUGUGUGGGGAUGACUAAUUUGACAUGUGCGUGUGGGAUUGUACGUGUGGUUGUUGGUUAUGCGUAUAGUAGGCAUUUGGGUAUGGGGGGGGGGGUCCUUCCCGCUUGGUGGUCUUGCUUUCAACUGAUUUAGCAUGGCUGGGAAAUAAUGUUCGGUCUGUGGUUUCGACAACCGGGAUUGACUGCACAAAGUCCUGGUGAAGUCCGCUAGUUGGCCAGGACCAGUUUACACUAUUGAGGGGAUGACCCUUUCCCCUUUUGCAGAUGGUCGUGGUUUCUCUACUGGCGUUUUCUAGGAGAAUCUUUGUUGAACCUCUCAAUCAGACAGAUGGUGUCUGUUAUUUUGCUUCGAGGGUGGCCGCAUGAGGUGCGCUCAUAAAUGGAGCGAGACGCCUGGGCCACUUGUAACAAUAUGAAGCCUAGGGUAACGUGGUGAUGCCUGAAAAGGCUCAUCGGCAUAUGACAUGUAUGAGGUCGCUUCUGGUUGGUGAGAAUGUUGAUGUUUGUGGGUAUGAUAUGAGCUAUUCUGGGCAGCGCCAAAGGGCGGACGCCACUGCCGUCUGUUUGUGUUUUGGUUUUAUUGGUGUUGUGUUUUACUACGCAUCGUGGGGCUUUUUUGUCAUUGACCGUUGCCCCGGCGCGAUGUUCUCGCCGCAACGAGGUUUAUUUGACAGUGAGUGGUGGAAUAGUGGUGGUCGUGGCUACCCAUUGAUUUACGGCCGUGUAGCCCUCGAGUCGUGGUAGUUGCCCCAUGAAUCGUAUCUGUAAUUGUAUGCGGUAACAUGUACGGUUGUCCAUCUAACGCGCCUAGUAUAUGUAAUGAAUGGAGGCACUUUUUUUGGAGGGCCAUCAACACGGUGAACCACUCUUAACCAAACCCAAACCCCCUGGGAGACC